AGUCACGUGCACCUCGCUGAUGCGCAUUAGCCGCGUCGUGUCGCGACGUGUGACGAAAUACGACGAAGAAAUACCAUGAGUGAGGGUAAGCCGCAACGACUGUGGCCUGCUCCGUGGAUUUGUCAAGCUAACGGUUUUAUAUUCGCACGAACGAUAGUAUCGUGUUGGUUCUCUCGCGUGCCGCGAUUUGUGCGGAUUGACAUGAUUUGUUGAACGGUGCGUCGUCAGACAUUCGUAAUUAACAUCUCGGUGUCCAGUUUGUGGUGCAUCUAUCAAGCAGUUCCGCUACGUGACAUCUCGAAACUUGAUCGCGUUGACUUGGGCGUAGUCAAGCGACAAAAUAGGCACGAUGAGUUACUAUGGUGGUUACGGCGACAGCGGAGAUGCAGACGUGUUCGUUAAAGCGGCGGUCGAGGUCAAGCGGUUCCUGCCGUCGCUCUUCAACAUUAAAGUGCUGGGAGAGAAGGGUUCCGGCUUCAGACCGCGGGGUGAGAUCCAAGAUUUUAACACACUGAGACGGGAGUGCUUGGAGACCGGACGGCUUUUCGAGGAUCCUGAAUUCCCGGCCACAGAUUCAUCGCUGUACUUCUCUCGCAGACCGGACAGAUAUAUAGAAUGGAAGCGGCCAAUGGAAAUCGUGGAUGACCCUCAGCUUUUCGUGGAGGGUUUUUCGCGAUUCGACGUGCAACAAGGAGAAUUAGGAGAUUGCUGGUUGCUAGCCGCCGUAGCGAAUCUCACUAUGUAUCCGAAUCUAUUUUUCCAAGUGGUGCCAGAGGAUCAGAGUUUUGAGGAGAACUACGCUGGCGUCUUUCACUUCAGGUUCUGGCAAUACGGCAGGUGGGUCGACGUGGUGAUCGAUGAUCGAUUACCUACCUGCCGUGGCGAACUGGUAUAUUUGCAUUCAGCUGAGAGUAACGAAUUCUGGAGCGCCCUUCUUGAAAAAGCAUAUGCGAAGUUACAUGGUUCCUACGAAGCGUUAAAAGGUGGCACAACUUGCGAGGCUAUGGAGGAUUUCACAGGCGGAGUAACGGAAAUGUAUCAAAUGGAUCAAACACCGCCCAAUUUGUUCAAUAUACUGCUGAAAGCCUUUGAAAGAAAUUCGUUAUUGGGUUGCUCGAUUGAGCCCGAUCCAAACAUAAUAGAAGCAGAAACACCUCAGGGACUGAUACGGGGUCACGCUUAUAGCAUCACACGUGUAAAACACGUGGAAAUCCAAACUCCAAAUCAACACGGUACCAUACCUCUAUUAAGACUUCGGAACCCUUGGGGAAACGAAGCAGAAUGGAACGGACCUUGGAGCGAUCAAUCCCCGGAAUGGAGAUUCAUUCCUGAUCACGAGAAAGAAGAGCUCGGCCUAACUUUUGACGUAGACGGCGAGUUCUGGAUGUCAUUCCAUGAUUUUACGCGUUACUUUACUCAACUCGAGAUAUGCAACUUGAAUCCUGACUCUUUAUCGAGUCACGAUCUCGAUGCCGGUAAGAAGCGCUGGGAGAUGAGCGUUUUCGAAGGAGAAUGGGUACGUGGAGUAACGGCGGGUGGAUGUAGAAACUACUUGGAGACCUUUUGGCACAACCCGCAAUAUCGCAUCACGUUGGAACAUCCCGACGAUGAUGAUGAUAAAUGUACCGUAAUCGUUGCUUUGAUGCAGAAGAACAGACGGGCGCAAAAGAGAAUGGGUGCCGAUUGCCUCACCAUCGGUUUCGCGAUAUACAACUUGGAGUACCCAGAGAGGUUACCAAAACCGUUGGACAUUAACUUCUUCAAGUACAACGCGUCUGUCGCUCGUUCACCAGCAUUUAUAAAUUUACGAGAAGUCACAUGUCGCUUCAAAUUACCACCAGGUGUAUACUGCAUAGUUCCAAGCACAUUCGAUCCAAAUGAGGAGGGUGAAUUCUUGCUGAGAAUCUUUUCUGAAAAUAAGAACAAUAUGGAAGAAAACGAUGAGGAAGUCGGUAUUGGCGAAGUCGACGAUAGGGUGAUUAAUUCUAUGGGCGAUAAGGAGGAAGAGACUAAAAAUAACGUUCGUGAUGAACCCGAACAAGAUCGUAAUACCGAGAAAGUUCGAGAAUUCUUUAAAAAACUCGCUGGAGAUGACUUGGAAGUAGAUUGGAUGGAACUCAAAGAUAUUUUAGAUUUCGCCAUGAGGAAAGAGUUACCACAGUUGGCGCAUCGUAGCGAGGCACAUGUUCCCGAAACUGUUGAAGGAAAUGGUUCGUUUGUCGACACUCUCAUCUCACUGCUGUGCGGCGUUGUUUGUAAUAAUGAACAGUACAAUAAGCCCGUAGAUACUCACGAUAGAGGAUUCAGCAAAGAUAUAUGUCGUAGCAUGGUGGCGAUGUUGGAUGUAGAUCAUUCUGGAAAACUCGGUUUUGAAGAAUUUAAAACCUUGUGGAACGAUAUUAGGAAAUGGCGGGCUGUUUUUAAACUUUACGACAGAGACGAAUCAGGUUAUCUGAGUGCAUUUGAAUUGAGGCAAGCAUUAAAUAGCGCCGGAUAUCGUUUGAAUAAUCAUAUUCUCAACAUUUUGGUUCAUCGUUAUGGCACUAAAGACGGCAGAAUUACAUUUGACGAUUACAUAAUGUGCGCAGUCAGAUUGAAAACGAUGAUCGAUAUUUUCAGGGAGAGAGAUCCAGAUCAAACCAACACUGCUACGUUCACGAUGGAAGAAUGGAUAGAGAAGACACUUUAUUCGUAAUAAUAUCUAUAAAUGUGUACAUUCGCAUUAUAAUUCGACUUUACCUCAGACUUAAUAUAUUCUUCUUAUAAUGUGAUAUACACUUGUAAUUGUGAGCAAGAUCUACUUUUUAAAGGAGAGAAAUAUUUUUAAAUGUAAUUUUUUGUGAAACAACGUGCAUAUUUACAAGUCUAUUAAUUCGCAUUUUACCAAAACAAUAAUUAGAAAGUAAAAAAACGUCCACUUCAAGAGAGAUCUUUGCAGCAUAUAUUUAACGGGAAGAACUAAUGUAUUUGUAAUGUAAUUAAUAUAUAAUAAAGUUUUCAGAUUGCUCUUCAA
Molecule: messenger RNA, 3013 nt
Organism: Odontomachus brunneus
Lineage: Eukaryota; Metazoa; Arthropoda; Insecta; Hymenoptera; Formicidae
Gene: Calpb
Product: calpain-A
Exons: 15
Coding region: 350-2695 (781 amino acids)
Biological process (GO): proteolysis
Cellular component (GO): cytoplasm
Molecular function (GO): calcium ion binding; calcium-dependent cysteine-type endopeptidase activity
Source: RefSeq, a predicted model, not a curated record